AUUGACGAGCCACCACCUACUAACUCAUGCACCACAUCUUUUUUCAAUCUUCAAUCAAUCUCUUCCUACCUCUAUUUAUAUAUAUCUCUCUCUCCUUCCCAUAACUCAGAAUUUAGCAUCUUUUCGAUUCGGAAUUGAAGUUCGUCAUUUACAUUUAUAAAACACAGCGUGUGAACUAGUGAAGUAAGCGAGAUCGAAUUCAAUGGGGAGCUAUGAAAUUGAGCUGAAUCUUAGGGCCACAGAGUUGAGGUUGGGGUUGCCCGGGAGUGAUGAACCUCAAGAGAAACGUCCAUGCAGUGGCUCUGUUGUCAGAAACAGCAACAAGAGAUCUUCACCAGAAUUGGAAGAGUCCAGGUGCAAAAGCAACAUCAACUCUGAUUCUUCGGACUCCACAACCACAAGUGAUCACAACGAAGACAGUGUCCAACCUGCAAAGGUACAAGUAGUGGGGUGGCCACCGAUUAGAUCUUUUAGGAAGAACAGUCUACAACAGAAAAAGGUGGAGCAGGGCGAUGGAACUGGAAUGUACGUAAAAGUCAGCAUGGCUGGUGCACCUUACUUGAGGAAGAUAGAUCUCAAGGUUUACCAAAGCUACCCAGAACUCCUCAAGGCCUUGCAAAAUUUGUUCAAGUGCACAUUUGGUGAAUACUCAGAAAGGGAGGGAUACAACGGAUCUGAAUACGCUCCUACUUAUGAAGACAAGGAUGGUGACUGGAUGCUGGUUGGAGAUGUUCCAUGGAACAUGUUCGUAUUCUCCUGCAAGAGGCUGAGAAUAAUCAAAGGAUCAGAAGCAAAGGGGUUGGGUUGUUUAUGACCAGAGAAAAUUUGCAAAGGAAAAAGAGGAUAGUGAUGAGGUCUUCAAAGACAAUACCCUUUGUGCAAGCAAGUGCAAGGUGAUUAUGAGAAGAGAACUAAUGCAUAGUUUAUCAGAAAAAAAAAUAAAAAAUAGACUCAUGUUUUAUGUAUACAUUAGUUUUCCUUUAUUGAUUUCAAGAGAGGCGGCUUUGAGGUCUGCUUCCUUAUAUAUGUAGUCUUCUAAUGAAAUUCAACCGAAAUGGAAAAAAAUAGAAAGAGAAAGAAAAUAUAAGAAAAGCUAAAGCUGUAUUGUACAGAUCGAGAAUAUAAUAAUGAUCUCAUUUUGUCCCAGUAAGAUAUCUUUAUGGGGGAGAAGUUAUUCUUUUGAUAAGGCUAUA
Vigna umbellata (rice bean) is the source of this 1193-nucleotide messenger RNA. Its product is annotated as auxin-induced protein 22E. The record is from RefSeq and is a predicted model, not a curated record. NCBI's taxonomy places the organism in Eukaryota, Viridiplantae, Streptophyta, Magnoliopsida, Fabales, Fabaceae. Gene Ontology annotation, biological process: regulation of DNA-templated transcription. Gene Ontology annotation, cellular component: nucleus.